This is a messenger RNA of Cynara cardunculus var. scolymus (artichoke), 3224 nucleotides long. RefSeq names its product alanine--tRNA ligase, chloroplastic/mitochondrial. Lineage: Eukaryota; Viridiplantae; Streptophyta; Magnoliopsida; Asterales; Asteraceae. Gene Ontology annotation, cellular component: cytosol; chloroplast; cytoplasm. Bases 32 to 3016 code for a protein of 994 amino acids. Gene Ontology annotation, biological process: tRNA modification; alanyl-tRNA aminoacylation. The transcript has 13 exons. Gene Ontology annotation, molecular function: aminoacyl-tRNA deacylase activity; nucleic acid binding; ATP binding. The record is from RefSeq and is a predicted model, not a curated record.
AGAGAGAGAGAGAGAGAGAGAGUAGCCAUGGAUGCCUCCAAUCUUCCAUAUUCGUUUUCUCCAUUUCCAUCAUCAACUGCAACUUCAAGAUAUCGUCCCAAAUGCCAUCUUCCAAUUUCUCCUGAAUUUGCAUGCAGGUUUCAGGAAUUACCGAGACUUUAUUGUACAAAGUUUAUCACUAAUCUAUCCUACUCGCUUGCCCUCUAGAAACUCCAGAAUCAAGAGGCGUGACUUACACUUCAUCAGAAAUGCAUCAGCUUCGGUACAGCCUCUCACUGAGGAUCUUGUCGAGGAGACAUCUCAAGAUCUUCCCAUGAGUGGGAAUUCCAUCCGUAGGCGAUUUCUUGAAUUCUACGCUGCAAGAGGUCACAAGAUUCUUCCAAGCUCUUCUCUUGUCCCCGACGAUCCUACUGUUUUACUGACUAUUGCUGGCAUGCUUCAGUUUAAGCCCGUUUUUCUUGGAAAGGUGCCAAGACAAGUACCAUGUGCUACUACUUCUCAAAAGUGUAUCCGUACCAACGAUAUUGAGAAUGUUGGCAGAACAUCUCGACACCAUACAUUCUUUGAGAUGCUCGGGAAUUUUAGUUUUGGUGAUUACUUCAAGAAAGAAGCAAUAAAGUGGGCCUGGGAACUCUCGACGAUAGAAUAUGGAUUGACUGCAGAGAACUUAUGGAUUAGCGUCUAUGAACAUGAUGAGGAAACAUACGCGAUAUGGCAUGAUGAGAUAGGUGUUCCUGCUAAUCGUAUAAAGAAGAUGGGUGAAGAAGACAACUUUUGGACAAGUGGCUUGACGGGUCCUUGUGGUCCGUGCUCAGAGAUCUACUAUGAUUUCCAUCCCAAUAGGGGACAUUCGGAUGCCGAUCUGAAUGAUGAUACGAGGUUUAUAGAGUUCUACAAUCUUGUCUUCAUGCAAUUCAAUAAAAAAGACGACGGUUCUUUAGAACCACUGAAACAGAAGAAUAUAGAUACGGGCAUGGGCUUAGAACGAAUGGCUCGCAUCUUACAAAAGGUUCCCAACAAUUAUGAAACUGAUUUGAUUUUCCCGAUUAUAGAAAAGGUGUCGGAAUUGGCAAAUGUCUCAUAUGCCCUUACCGAUGAUUCUUCAAGAACGAAACUGAAAGUUAUCGGUGAUCACAUGAGGGCGAUCGUUUAUCUAAUAUCAGAUGGUGUUUUUCCAUCAAAUAUCGGUCGUGGUUAUGUGGUGCGACGGCUCAUUCGGAGAGCUGUACGUACCGGAAGGUUACUCGGAAUAAGAGGAGAUGAAAAGGGUAAUAUCGAAGGGGCAUUUUUGCCAAUUGUUGCCGAAAAGGUAAUAGAUUUGAGUUCUGAAAUUGAUCCGGAUGUAAAAACAAGAAAAGCUCGUAUUCUUGAAGAGUUGAAAAGAGAAGAGUUACGUUUUGUGGUAACAUUGGAAAGAGGAGAAAAGCUUCUUGAUGAAAUGUUGGAUGAAGCUUUAGAAAAUGCGAAACUAAACAAAACCGCCCCAUGUUUAUCGGGUAAAAUUGCUUUCCUUUUAUAUGAUACAUACGGAUUUCCCGUAGAAAUAACCAUGGAAGAAGCCGAUGAACGUGGUGUUUCUAUAGACAUGAGUGAUUUCGAUGCCGAAAUGGAAAUUCAAAGGCGUCAAUCACAAGCUGCCCAUAAUACCGUUAAGCUCAUGGUCGAAAACGGCUCCGAGCUGACUGAAAACGUUCCCGAUACCGAGUUUCUCGGUUACGACACCCUUUAUUCUAAAGCAGUGAUCAAGGGUCUUCUAUUGAGUGGGAAGCCUGUAGUUGAGGUUUCUAAAGGAAGUGAAGUUGAAGUUUUACUGGACCGGACUCCCUUUUAUGCUGAAUCGGGUGGUCAAAUCGGAGACCGAGGGUUGCUAAAAGUCACUGAAACGGAAAGCAGAAAGACCGCUGUUGUAGAGAUAGCCGAUGUCCAAAAAUCCUUGGGCAACAUAUACGUUCACAAAGGUAUGAUAAAAGAAGGAACUAUUACAGUCGGUAGAGAAGUCGAAGCUGCAGUUGAUGCGAAAUUAAGGCAACGGGCUAAGGUCCAUCACACCGCUACCCAUUUGCUACAAGCUGCACUUAAGAAAGUUAUAGGAGAAGAGACGUCACAAGCUGGUUCGUUGGUGGCAUUUGAACGGCUAAGAUUUGACUUCAACUUCCAUAGACAACUUGUUGAUCACGAGUUGACGAAAAUUGAAGGUUUGGUCAAUGAAUGGAUAGGAGAAGCUACGCCUCUUGAAACUGAAGUGAUGCCAAUUGCUGACGCUAAAAAUGCCGGUGCUAUAGCAAUGUUCGGAGAAAAAUAUGGCGAAGAGGUUCGUGUUGUAAACGUACCUGGUGUAUCCAUGGAACUAUGUGGGGGCACGCAUGUUAGCAAUACUUCAGAGAUUCGUGGCUUCAAGAUAAUCUCGGAGCAAGGAAUUGCCUCAGGAAUACGACGAAUAGAAGCGGUUGCCGGUGAUGCUUUUAUCGAGUACGUCAGUGACCGAGAUAACUACAUGAAGCAGCUUUGCUCCACACUUAAAGUAAAAGCUGAAGAAGUACCGUCUAGGGUGGCGGCAGUUAUGGAAGAACUCCGAAUGGCAAAAAACGAAGUUUCAGCCGCCCGCGCAAAAACCGCAGUUUACAAAGCAUCGGUUAUUGCAAACAACGUGUUUCAUGUUGGAACCUCGACACAAAUCAGGGUGCUCGUUGAAUUCAUGGAUGAUACGGAUGCAGAUUCGCUCAAAAGCGCUGCCGAAUAUCUCGUUGACGCUUUAGGAGAUCCAUCGGCAAUAAUCUUGGGCUCGAGUCCAGGUGAAGAGAAAGUGAGUUUAGUUGCUGCAUUCAGUCCUUCUGUAGUUAGUAUGGGAAUACAAGCGGGGAAGUUCAUAGGGCCGAUAGCGAAAAUGUGUGGCGGCGGUGGUGGCGGCCGCGCAAAUUUCGCUCAGGCUGGUGGAAGGAAGCCGGAGAAUUUGUCGAGCGCGCUCGAGAAAGCACGGACUGAUCUUGUUUCUGCUUUAUCUGAAAAAGCAAGCUAAUUGUACACCAAAAUUCUUGAAAUGAUAUGAGAUUGUAAUUGAUCCAACUGUAUGUAGGUUACCUGUAAAUUCUAGCUUCUGAAGGUAAAGGGUUCAAAGCUUACAAAAACAAAAAAGUAGGAAUGUACGUGAGUAUUUAUUGUAUAUAAAUCUUGAAAACAUUCUUGAAGUGUUGCAAAAAAUGAAGUUGAUUUAAAUACGAUUUGAU